Messenger RNA from Eimeria mitis, 1887 nucleotides. RefSeq lists its product as uncharacterized. The transcript is spliced from 2 exons. NCBI's taxonomy places the organism in Eukaryota, Apicomplexa, Conoidasida, Eucoccidiorida, Eimeriidae. The coding region runs from base 1 to 1887 and encodes 628 amino acids. The record is from RefSeq and is a predicted model, not a curated record.
AUGACCCCCAGGGACCUGCAGCAGCAGCAACAGCAGCAGCAACAGCAACAGCAGCAGCAGCAGCAGCAGCAGCAGCAGCAAAAAGAAAUAUGUGCUGCGGGGCUUUUAAGGUGCCUGCAGCUCUCCCUGCCGCUGCUGCCGCUGGGGGCCCUCCUCAGACUAGCGUGGAUCCUCCCUGCCCUCGACAGCUGCAGCAGCAGCAGCAGCAGCAGCAGCAGCAACAGCAGCAGUAGUAGUAACAGUAGCAGCAGCGACAGCAGCAGAUGCUUCUGCUGCACCUUGCAGCAUCGAACGCAGCGGGGCGUUUUCCCUGGGCCGCUCCUGCUGCUCCCUCCACAGCAGCAGCAGCAGCAGCAGCAGCAGCAAAAGCAGCAACAGCAGCAGCAAAAGCAGCAGCAGCAGCAAGAAAGCUGGCGAGAAGAAAAGCGGUAUUUAACGUGGGGGUUGCUGCAGCAGCUGUCUACGCGUUUGCUGAUGAGGACUCCUGGAGCAGCAGCAGCAGCAGCAGCAGCAACAACACCUCCACCCGCUGCAGCAGCAGCAGCAGCAGCAGGAGCAGCAGCAGCAGCAGCAGCAGCAACUGUGAGCCCUGAAGAACUGGCAAAGGCGGCAGGAGGUCUGAGCCGGUUGCUGCCCCGCAGUAAACGUCUUGCUGAGGUUCCCGCUGCUGCUGCUGUUGCUGCUGCUGCUCCUGCUGCUGCUGCUCCUGUUGCUGCUGCUGCCGAUCCUGCUGCUGCUGCUGCUUUAGUGAGGGCUCUUGUGUCUCGUCUGACGGUACUUGCAGCAGCAGCAACAGCACCAGCAGUACCAGCAACAGCAGCAACAGCAGCAGCACCAACAGCAGCAGCACCAACAGCAGCAACAACAACAGCAGCAGCAGCAACAGCAGCACCAACAGCAGCAGCACCAACAGCAGCAACAACAACAGCAGCAGCAGCAACAGCAGCAACAGCAGCAGCAGCAGCAGAAGGCAGGAGAGAAGACGGGGGCCCCUCGAUUCUGCGUGUUUGGGCUUUGCUGCUGCAAGCCAGCAGCAAACUGCUGCUGCUGCUGCCCCCCCCUGUGGUGGAGACCCUGCAGGAGCAGCUGCAGCACAAGGGGGCCCCUACCCUCAUACACCUCUUGGGGGGGCCCCAGGGCACUGAACCCCUUCCAGCAGCAGCAGCAGCAGCAGCAGCACCAGUAGCAACAGCAGCAGCGGGAGCUGCUGCAGCAGCAGCGGAAGGUGCAGCAGCAGCAGCAACCGCGGGAGGUGCAGCAGCAGCAGCAGCAGCAGCAGCAGCAGCAGCGGGUAGAGAGUGGGGGCCCCCGGGCAGCCCUUGGCGAGAUAUCUGCUGUCUGCUGCAGUGCCUAGCGAAGCUGCAGCAGCGGCAGCUGCUGCUGCUGCUGUUUGCUGCUGCUUCCUCCCCCCUCACCAGCAACUUCACUGCUGCUGCAGCACAGCUGGCUGCUGCAGCCGCCAGCAGCAGCAGCAGCAGCAGCAGCACUUCCCCCAACAGCAACACCGGGAGCAGCAGCAGCGGGUCCAGCAGCAGCAGCAGCAGCAGCAGCAGCAGCAGCAGCAGCAGCAGCAAGCAGGUUGAGCUGCAGCAAGCAGCAGAAUGUCUCGCAGCAAAUGCUGCAGCAGCAGCCUCCGCCCUCGCCGUGGCGAUGGGCUUAAUGCACGGCGGCCAAGCAGCAGCACCAACAGCAGCAACAGCAGCACGAACAGCAGCAGCAGCAGCAGCAAGAGCAGCAGCAACAGAAGCAACAGCAGCAGCAACAGAAGCAACAGCACCAGCAGCAGCAGCACCAGUAGUGACGCUGCAGCAGCUAUGGCGCUGCUUUGUAGCUGCUGUUGGCUCCCUGGCGGCUGCCGAUGUGCUGCUGCUGCUGGCUUCUCUGUAG